AUGACAACUCUCCAGCCAAGGCCUCCGUACACGGACGCCGAGCUCGCGGAGCUCUAUCCUCCCCAGCUCCAGCUCCAGCUGGUCCAGAUUCUCCUCCGCCAUGGCGAACGCACGCCCGUCACCCCUCGUUUCACCAACACUGGCCUGCCCGCCUACUGGUCGUACUGCAAUGCCGCGCGCCACCUGCGGAGCGCCAUCCUCGAGGACGACUCGGGCAAGUUCUCCUCCCUCGAGUGGAAGCGCCGUCUCGAGGCCUUCGGCCCCAAUGACCUCCCCGUCUUCGCCGCCGGCCCCGGCGGCGACCUAGACACCGUCUGCGACAUGGGCAUGCUCACCGACCUGGGCCGCAGCACCACCACCGCCCUCGGCAGGCGCCUGCGCCACCUCUACAUCGACCGCCUCGGCUUCCUGCCGCCCAACCUCACCUCCUCCGAGUCCUUCUACUUCCGCACGACGCCCAUACCGCGAGCCCUCGAGUCCCUCCAGCAGACGAUCCACGGCCUAUACCCCUCCCACACUCGCUCGCCCGACCUGCCGCCCCUCACCAUCGUCGGCCGCGCCCCGGGCGAGGAGACCCUCUUCCCCAAUGACAGCAACUGCCGCCGCUUCGCCGCGCUCUCCCGCGCCUUCGCCCAGCGCACCGCCGACCGCUGGAACGACUCCGACGAGAUGGCCUACCUGACCAAGAAGAUCGGCCGCUGGAUGCCCGAGGACAGCCCCAAGGUCGCCGUCGACUCCCACCCCCGCCUCAGCGGCAUCAUGGACACCAUCAACGCCACCGACGCCCACGGCCCGGACACCAAGCUGCCCAAGGAGUUCUACGACCCGCGCGCCCGCGAGAUCAUCGAGGGCAUCGCCGUCGAGGAGUGGUUCUCCGGCUACCGCGAGAGCCAGGAGUACCGCACCCUCGGCAUCGGCGGCCUGCUGGGCGACAUCGUCACCCGCAUGGCCGGCAGCGCGGAGAACCCCCCGGCCACCGCCGCCGGCGAGUACCAGCAGCCCAAGAAGCCCUCCGACCGCCCGGCCGGCAUCCGCUUCGCCAUGAGCGGCUGUCACGACACCACCCUCGCCGGUGCCCUCGCCAGCCUCGGCGCCCUCGACGGCGGCUGGCCCCCCUUCACGAGCCACAUCGCCUUCGAGCUCUUCCGCCACGCCUCCACGCCCCCCUCGCCCCCCUCCUCCGCCUCCGCCUCAAAGUCCCCAACCAGCUGGAUCUCAUCCCUCUUCACCAAGUCCGGCUCCUCCUCCGCCGCUGGCAUCGGCCGCAAGAAGACCCCGGACCUCUCACCGGCAGAGAAGCAGAGGUUGGAGGGCUACUACGUCCGCGUCAGGUUCAACGACAAGCCCGUCACCAUCCCCGCCUGCAAGGCUCCGGGGAACCACCUCGAGGGCGACCAAUCCUUCUGCACCUUGGCCACCUUCAAAGCUGUUGUUGACAAGUUCACACCCGAGAACUGGAGGGAGGAAUGCCAUGCCUCUGGCGCUCCAGCGUUCCCCUCCAAGCCCGAGCCGGCAGGCCACUAG
This is a messenger RNA of Clonostachys solani, 1524 nucleotides long. The record is from the annotation of a GenBank genome assembly. Lineage: Eukaryota; Fungi; Ascomycota; Sordariomycetes; Hypocreales; Bionectriaceae.